AUCUAGGCACCUGCUCUGCGAAUCUAGUCCAAUUUUAAUAUUUUUCCCCAAAUAGAAAGAUGAGACGUAUCUCUAGUUUGUGCGUGAAUCGAGCCCCAUCAUCAAGGCCGUUCAUUUUGAGGCCCCACGAAUCCAAUGGUGUUAGAUUCACGCACAAACUCGUGAUCUGUCUCCUCUAAACACACAUUACACUUCAUUUUGCCGCCACUCCUAUUUCUAAUUCUACGAUUUUCCCUCUCAAAUUAGUGAUAAGAAAUAAUAAAGAUCGAGAUAGAGCAAGCGAGUAGUAAUCAGAUCAGAUGGCUAAUACUGGAUCUGGAGAGGGAUCAAUGAGUGCGACCUUGAUGGAUGAUUACGAAACGCUGAUUUCUACGACUGAUGUUGAGCUCUUGAAAAGAGCGUGGCGUAAUGAGAAAGCUGCACCAGAGAUUCUUCAGUACGAAGCUUCUUUAGUUCAGAGAAUUAAAGAGCAGAUUGAAUUGGCGGAACAAAAUGUGGAGAUAUUUGAAACGGAUGGUAUAGAUCCCCUGACUGUGUCGCUUUACCAAAUGGACCUAGACAGGGCUCAGUUCUUAUUGAGAUCGUAUCUCCGGGUUCGCCUCCAAAAGAUUGAGGAGUACUUAUUCCACAUUUUAGGAAAUGAUGCCCAUCGAAACCGGCUUUCUGACCAGGAGCAAAUCUUUGCAGAAAGGUGUGAGAAUGAUCUCAGAAACCAUCUUGAUGAAACUGUUCUUGCAAAAUUGCCUGAUAAUUACCAGUCUACACUCAGACAAUCCAUAACAAGUGAAGAGGAUGACAUGGUGCCAGCACCACGGCUAGACACAUUUGUUAUUUGCAAAGCCAGGCAGUAUCUCUCCGGCAUGGACUUUGAACCUGAGUACAGUAUGGAAAUCACAGAGAUGGAACGUGAUCUACUUACAUUUGUAUGUUACAAGUUCAUAAAGAAGCCAUUGGAGAAGGGGAAAAUAGAUUUGGUGUAAAGCGAAGUUACAAAUGGCAUUAGGUCUCUCCUUGAAAAGAUCGUAUCACGUUAGUUAGGAGUGUAAAUGGAGCUGUUAAGCACGCACUUCAAAUUGUAUGGCUUCUAUCAUGUAAACGCUUUUUGAAAGUCUAAUGGUUUGUGAGGGCUCAGGCGAUCUUUUCUUUUUUUUGGUUGGCAAUAGUUCAAGAUUGGGGAUUAGACCUGAUUCUGUGCUAAUGUUAGUUUCGAGCCGGUUCAUGAAAAUCAUAACUUUUUAGUUUUA
Messenger RNA from Ricinus communis (castor bean), 1244 nucleotides. RefSeq names its product DNA replication complex GINS protein SLD5. The record is from RefSeq and is a predicted model, not a curated record. Lineage: Eukaryota; Viridiplantae; Streptophyta; Magnoliopsida; Malpighiales; Euphorbiaceae. Gene Ontology annotation, biological process: DNA-templated DNA replication; double-strand break repair via break-induced replication. The transcript has 6 exons. Bases 300 to 980 code for a protein of 226 amino acids. Gene Ontology annotation, cellular component: GINS complex.